Molecule: messenger RNA, 969 nt
Organism: Mesorhabditis spiculigera
Lineage: Eukaryota; Metazoa; Nematoda; Chromadorea; Rhabditida; Rhabditidae
Source: the annotation of a GenBank genome assembly
AUGACGUCUUCUUCGAGUUCCUCCGCCUCCCUAUCGUCAGUCUCCUCGUCGUCUGCAGAUGUUCCAACGGCGUUGUCCCCUACCCCCAUCUCACAUUCUACCCUGAGCAGCAGCUCACACUCGAGCCAUACGUCGUCGUUCAGUACAGAGUCCGAGGUGCUUGCAAAUAUGGUUCAUGACUCUGCUACGGGGGCCCUGUGCACCAUGACGAAGUCUUGGAUGCUCGACGACGGCGGUGACUUUCUCGACGCGGGCACGAAAGAUGAAGAUGUGCAGGAUUCUGAUGAUCAGUACGACGCCAACUUGACCGCCUACCUGCUGAACAACGCGAAGCGCGUGGGGAUGGUCGUCUUCGACCCGGCCAUCACCGCAUUCCCCGACACGAUCAAGAAGAUGCCCGAGUGCUACGUCUGGCAUAUGCUGCCCGUUCCGUCUGACACCGCAGUAUGGCCGGAAGUGGCGGACUUUAUGAAGCAGUCGCGCAUCGCCAUCCUGGUGAUCGAAGGUUUGCCCCAUCGCUACUGGAAGGCUAUGCUUCGGGACGCCGGCUUCACCAAGGAGCGCCCGACCGGAUGGAUCAUCGCCUCGCCAGUCGAAGCCGUCGCCGCCAAGCAUCUUCCGUUUCUCCAGCAGAUUCGGGGACCUCACUGCAUUUUCCCCUGGGCCCCUUCAAAUGCCGCGGAAGACGCUCAGGCAUUGUGGUCGUUUGUCGACCAGUUGAUGGCCCGCCCGCUGGAGGAUGGACAGAGUUUGGUGUUCACCUUCGAGAAGCCGCUCGAGCUCCACCAGCUCAACCCGAAUAUGUUCGCCGGGGUGACGAUGGAAAAGCUGGUGGUGAAGAAGCGGAUGCGCGGCUACACCCUCAACACGCCCGAGCAGCCGUACAGCCUCCAGAUCUACCGCAGUCGCCUCACGCUCAUGCGGAAGGACCCCGGCGUCGAAGAUGCCGGUGCCGCUGCCGAAAUCGCC